AUGUCCGCCGAUAACACGACGCCCGUCACCACGACGGCGGGUGGUGAGAAGCCCGCUCACCUGGAACCCUCCAAGUUGGGCACGAAGGAGUACUGGGACGCCCUCUACACACGCGAAAUCUCCAACCACGCCUCCAACCCCUCCGACGAAGGAACGGUCUGGUUCGACGACUCGGACGCCGAGAACAAGAUUGUGCAGUUCCUCGACGAGCAAGAACACGAGCUCUUUUCCGGUAUCUUUUCGCGAGACGAUGCGGCGAUUAUGGACUUGGGGUGUGGUAAUGGCAGCCUGCUGUUCGCGCUGCACGAUGACGGUUGGGAGGGAAGGCUGUGCGGUGUGGAUUACUCGGAGCAGAGCGUGGAGUUGGCAAGGAGGGUGCUGAGGACGAGGGUUUUGGGAGAGGAUGUGCCUGAGUUCAAAGUCUGGGACGUCCUCAACGGCGACUUUUCCACUGUCCAAGCCCGCCCCCCAUCUUCCCAACAACCCCUAGAAGGAGACAAAAACGCCGGCUGGGACCUAGUCCUAGACAAAGGCACCUUCGACGCCGUCUCGCUCUCCGACUCGCGAGACUCUCGAGGCCGGCGAAUCUGCGAGAACUACGGCGCGCGCGUACUUCAGCUGUUGCGCCCCGGUGGGUUUUUCCUAGUGACCAGCUGCAACUGGACCGAGGAGGAGCUGAAGGGGUGGUUCGAGACGGACUUUGCCGAGGUUUAUGACGGUACGGAGAAGAAAAAGUUGGGCCUGAGGCAGGUAGGUAGGAUUGAGUACCCUAGUUUUAGUUUUGGGGGUGUCAAGGGGCAGACGAUCAGCACGCUUUGUUUUCAGAAAAGGGAUAUUUAAGGGGUUGAGAGGUGUGGUGGCCAAGUUGCGGAGAAAACGGGCGAGGAUAAUAUGUAAUGGGUUCAAGAGGCGAUUUGUGAAAUGCUCAAAAACCAUGUGCGGGAAGGAUGUCUGGUUGAUGGAGUACCACGUCUUGAUGCACAUAUUUGGAAAGACUACAAAUGACUUCGCAUCGGGGUUUCUAC
Molecule: messenger RNA, 1025 nt
Organism: Neurospora tetrasperma FGSC 2508
Lineage: Eukaryota; Fungi; Ascomycota; Sordariomycetes; Sordariales; Sordariaceae
Exons: 3
Coding region: 1-840 (279 amino acids)
Biological process (GO): peptidyl-lysine dimethylation; peptidyl-lysine monomethylation
Cellular component (GO): cytoplasm
Molecular function (GO): protein-lysine N-methyltransferase activity
Source: RefSeq, a predicted model, not a curated record